Messenger RNA from Camarhynchus parvulus, 348 nucleotides. RefSeq names its product parathyroid hormone (gene PTH). Gene Ontology annotation, cellular component: extracellular region. NCBI's taxonomy places the organism in Eukaryota, Metazoa, Chordata, Aves, Passeriformes, Thraupidae. Gene Ontology annotation, biological process: intracellular calcium ion homeostasis; cell-cell signaling. The coding region runs from base 1 to 348 and encodes 115 amino acids. Gene Ontology annotation, molecular function: parathyroid hormone receptor binding; hormone activity. The record is from RefSeq and is a predicted model, not a curated record. The transcript has 2 exons.
AUGACUUCUAUAAGAAACCUGGCCCAGGCUGCAAUCAUUUUAUGUGCCGUGUGCUUUUUUACAACCUCUGAUGGAAGACCAAUGGUGAGAAGGUCGGUGAGCGAGAUGCAGUUGAUGCAUAACCUGGGCGAGCACCGGCACGCGGUGGAGAGGCAGGACUGGCUGCAGAUGAAGCUGCAGGACGUGCACAGUGCCCUGGAGGACGCUCGCACCCAGAGGCCUCGCAGCAAGGACGACGUCGUGCUGGGCCGGAGGCUGCUCCCGGAGCACCUGCGGGCAGCAGCGCAGAAGAAAUCCGUGGAUGUGGACAAGGCUUACAUGGAAGUCCUCUUCAAAACAAAGCCGUAG